Molecule: messenger RNA, 1344 nt
Organism: Tigriopus californicus
Lineage: Eukaryota; Metazoa; Arthropoda; Copepoda; Harpacticoida; Harpacticidae
Product: mitochondrial genome maintenance exonuclease 1-like
Exons: 1
Coding region: 1-1323 (440 amino acids)
Biological process (GO): mitochondrial DNA replication
Cellular component (GO): mitochondrion
Molecular function (GO): single-stranded DNA exodeoxyribonuclease activity
Source: RefSeq, a predicted model, not a curated record
AUGCAUGUAAAACAGAUUCUAUUCCGAAUCUAUAAAAAACGAACCACUAUUCCGAAUCGAGGUUUCGUGUUUGUGAAGAGCACAUGCCACCACAUGAAAAUCAAAACAAAAACAUUGAGUUUGGAAAAUGAGUUGAUUCUCGACCCGAGUUUGAAAAUAACGAUGUUGGGAUUAAUCACCUUCAGACCGCUUUACUUCCGGAGGAUGCGACCUAGUGGACCCUCGGUGCGGUCGUUGGCGGACGCAUCAUGCGAUGAACCGUGGAAAUGGAAGUCGAAUUACUUUAAGAAUCAUUGGAAUCGAGAAGAAUUUGGGAACAUCCAGAAGAAGGCUAACAAAGCUGCCAGAAAAAGUGAGACAACGACCAAGAGCCACGACUUUUGGAUUGAACGGAUGGCUAAUAAAGAUACUCCCAAUGACCUGAUGCUGCCCCAGAUUCAAGCCCGAGCUCCCAAAGAAGAUAAUUUAUUCAACGCUCUGGCCACCGCAUCUUUUGAGCUAAACCACUCUGAUGUCACGGAGUCAAACCCCCCAGAUAUCAUGGCCGAGCCCGUUGCCAGUCCAAUAAAAAUCUCUCCUUCGCUUGCUUCUGAAUCUCCGUCAUGGAUCAAUCCGGAGAAGCCAGUGAUCUCCCUCCCUCUAUCGACGGAAUUGAAGCCGACCUUGAUCAACUACAGACGCAAUCAACUCAGAUCAUCUCUGCCUAGCGUCUCCAAAAUAUUAAAGGCCACCAUGCCCGUGGAUAGAGCCGUGGCUCUGGCCCAAUGGGAGGAGCGGAUGAUUGCUCAAAUGGGACAAGCUGGGUUUGAAGCAUAUCAAAAGACUAUGUUGGCACGAGGUCACCGCCUCCAUAGUUACAUUGAACACUACCUGCUUGAAGGAACGAAGGCUAUGGACUCCGAGGACGACGUGUCCUUGAAGCAUACUCAGAGCAUUGGCCCGCUUUUGAAUCAUUUCUCUCACCCGCAUUCCUUGGAGAGUCAAGUGGUGCAUCCCACACUAAAGUAUCACGGUUACUUGGACUGUGUGGCAGUUUAUAAGGAAAAGACCUUGGCUUUGAUUGACUGGAAAACUUCCGAGAAGAAGAAAGCCAGUCUGUCCUCAACUUUUGACAAUCCUCUUCAAAUUGCCGCGUACAUUGGAGCUUUGAAUCAUGACCCGCGGUAUCCGUUCCAAAUCGAUCAUGGACUGAUCGUUAUCGUCCACAAUGAUGGACAUGAGGCCAAGGUGCUUGGAAUUUCGAAACAAAAAAUGGAUAUUUAUUGGAAGGCGUGGCUCGAGCGUUUGAAGUUGUAUGAAGCUAUGUCAAAAUACGGAAAAUAAAGCCAAGUUGUUUUUUUGUGA